AAUGUAGUACUUCAGUGUCAUUUUGUUAUGGAAGGUGGUAAGGUAUUGAUUCAAAACAAAUAAUUGCUGUAUAGUUGUUGAUUUAAUGAAAAACGUUUGUAAUGGCUUCACACGAUCGAAUUCCAGCUCUUGAGCACGACGAAGAGCAUAAAGCAAAAGUCGAAUUGGCGAGGGAGAAUGAUGGUAGCCAUCGAAAGAGUGAUGGUACUGAAUUGUUCGGUAACUCGCAAGAGUAUCAAGAAACAGAAGCACGUAUAGGUCAAGAAUUACUAACAGAAAAGGGCGUUUAUGACGGAAAUAUUAACAAAGCACGAAAUACAAAUGAUACUUGCAGUGUUACCGAUGUUGGUAGACAGCCGGCAUCUGAAGUGGAUAGUACUGAGAAUUCGUCAGAAGUUGAUGCCAGCACACCCAAGCCGGUUGCUGGUACUGAUAAACAGCCUGCAUCUGAAGUAGUCGGCUGUGUUGAGAAUUUGUCGGGAGCAGAUACCAGCGCGUCCAAGCCGACUGACGUAACAGAGUGUAAAACUGCGGAUGAAGGCGAUCAGAGCAAGAUCAGUACAGAAGAACAGGUUAAUGAUACUGAGAAGAAUAAGGAAGGCGUGCCAGGUACAUCUUCUGAAGCGACGCCUGCAGAUGACAAAUCUAGUGAGUCUGCACACUUGUAUAUCCACGUGUUACUGGUUCGUGGACUGCCCCCACGAGAAGCUGGGAACCUGAAGCAACUGCUGAACAUGACUCUGGGGGACUUAGGUCACAGGAUCAGACCUCGCCAAAAGGGUGAUAAAGUUCUGUAUGUGCAUUUCAAAUCUGAGGAUGAAAUGAAAAUAGCCCAAAGUCUUCUCCACAACCAGAGUUUCUUGGGCUACACAUUGAAUGCAAAGGUGGUGAGUAACGAGCAACAGAAGAGGAAGAUUUUGAUGAUUGAUGAAGAGUAUAUACCAAUGACCAAGAAAAUGAAACGUGACCCUGAAAUACGUGCCAUCAUGAAACAAGAAGGCAAUAUAUUGCAGUUCAGUGAUGGACCAUACGCAGCCCAGCUUAACCGGAAGUCAGAGGAUCUUUUUAUGAAGCUACAAAAGAUAGGGAAACUUUUGCGCCGGCAUUACCCAAAAUAUGAUCGCAUGAUUGGCAAGAGAGAGAUGAAGUAUGGUGGAUUAAUCUGUAUCUUGGAAAGAUUCCUGGGUUGCCCCCCUGAAACACGUUAUGCUAACAGAUGUAAAUUUUCUGUUGGGAUUGAUGAAGAGACUGGACAGCUUGUGGUGGGCUUCCAUGCAGGUGGUGCUAAAGUGAAUAAGGUCUCAACAGUAAAACACAACUACCCUCCCCACGUGGUAGAGGCAGCACAGGUUUUUGAGAAUGCAAUUCAAGGACUGGAGAGGGUAUCAGAUGCAGAUGGCGUUGUCCAGUACAAGUUCUGGCAUGAGGUGGUUAUACGCACCAAUCAGGCAAAAGACCUGAUGUUCAUGGUGUAUGUGCAGAGUCCACAAGAGACAGCUGAAGAGAGGAUGAAGCUUCUGGAUGAAGAGAUGAAAGCUUUCUUUGAAAGUAACGAGGCCAGGAAGUGUAGAAUCAUCUCAGUCUACACUAAAGUCACACACAUUCCUGCUUUUAAAGCCCAACAGUUGAACCUGGUAGUGGGAACACCCUACCUUGAAGAGACAGUUCUGGAUUUGAAGUUCCACCUUCUGCCAGCAAUGCACUUCUGGAAUAACAUCCAUGCAGCCAAGAUGGUUUGCAGGGGCAUUAAUCAGUUACUGGCCCCUACAAAGAGAAUUACUGUGUUGGAAUUGGGCUGUGGCUUUGGCCUCAUUGGACUGUACUUGUCAAAGAUGGCUGGAGAAGUGCUCAGUGUGGACGAAGAUCACUUUGUUGGAGAGGCUAAGAAACAUGCAGAGCUUAAUGGAAUAACAGGCUGCCAGUAUUUUGGUGGCAAGCCGGAUGAGGUGCUACCUACACUUGCUACAAAGAUAACAUGCAACAAGGCUUGUGCCAUCGUGAUCAGCACUUCCAACCACUUUUCUACAUGUGCCAAGGCAAUGAAGGAACUGAGGAAAAUCCCACAAGUUAGACGAGUGGUGCUGGUGACUGAGAUGUUUUACUCACGUUUCAGUCCCAUAAUGGCGCUGAGCAAACCCACCAAUGCAAGUGAAAUGGGAUAUCCAUUCUUUCCACUCAGAGCAAUUCCAGUGGACACAAAGCCCAAUGGGAAAGGGUACAUGGUAUUGAUUCUUAUGGAGCGUGUUGGGCUCUUCAGUCUCCUCAAGACACCAGGCCAUUCACGUGAUAGAUCAGGGAGGGCAAAGGAGUUCCAAGGUCGAGGAAGAGGCGGAGGAGAAUCAUGGAGGCCAUAUGAGGUGGAGGAGGAGUAUUCAGAGCUCUUGUUGAGAGACCUUGAAGAAAUAUGAUUGGUCAUUCACUCCAGAAUUUUUCCAGUAGAAUCAUAAAAAUGGAUGAUGGUAUUGCUGGUGGCAGUCCACUGCACUAGACUAUAGACCACGCAAGCUCCUCUGCACAAUACAAGGUGGAAUUGCAUCUGAUGGUCUGUUGAAUGUUCUGGAGGAAGGGACAAAAUUGUGAUUUCAGAAGUAAUGUUCAUUUUUUGAGAUAUAAAGUAACAUGAAAACUGUAA
This is a messenger RNA of Cryptotermes secundus, 2632 nucleotides long. RefSeq names its product tRNA (uracil-5-)-methyltransferase homolog A. Bases 102 to 2408 code for a protein of 768 amino acids. Lineage: Eukaryota; Metazoa; Arthropoda; Insecta; Blattodea; Kalotermitidae. The transcript is spliced from 9 exons. The record is from RefSeq and is a predicted model, not a curated record.